Messenger RNA from Chanos chanos (milkfish), 2032 nucleotides. RefSeq names its product TSC22 domain family 2 (gene tsc22d2). The record is from RefSeq and is a predicted model, not a curated record. Gene Ontology annotation, biological process: regulation of transcription by RNA polymerase II. Bases 21 to 2030 code for a protein of 669 amino acids. Lineage: Eukaryota; Metazoa; Chordata; Actinopteri; Gonorynchiformes; Chanidae. The transcript is spliced from 3 exons.
GGCGCACUUAAGAAUCCAAAAUGUCGAAAAUGCCGGCAAAGAAGAGAAGCUGUUUCCAGAUCACGAGUGUGACACAGGCUCAGGUGGCGGCCAGCAGCAUCACAGAUGACACGGAAAGUCUUGACGACCCAGACGAAUCUAGGACCGAAGACGUGUCCUCCGAGAUACUGGACGCUUCCAGGGAUUUUGAGACUGAGGUAUGCGACAUUAGUUCAUCAGAAGAGACUUUAAACAGUGUAGCGGAGAAUGAGACACCGGGCGUCGUAGCGUCGCAUAUACAUACGGAUGGUCAUCAUGUAACCGGAAUAGGUCCACCAAAUGGGGGUUUUGUGCAUAGAAACACAACCGCUAUGAAUGCCAGUACUCAUAUUGUGGGAGGGAGCGGGCUGGUGGGCCAAGCAGCCACUUACUCCGGAUCCGUACAGCAACAGCAGUCCGCAACAGUCACUGCUAGUUUCGCUGCUAAUGUGUCGUCAAGCACGUCGCAGACAGCCCCGUCUGCCGCGAGCUCCACAACUACCAGCUGCAGUUCACGUUUCAGGGUCAUAAAACUUGAUCAUGGUACAGGUGAGCCUUACAAGAGGGGCAGGUGGACAUGCACGGAAUUCUAUGAGAAAGACACAGAGGGUUCAAUUUCUAGUCGGACUGUAGAUAGCAUAAAACAUGCUGUUACCUCAGACCACAACGUGGAAAGAGAUAGUGGGAUUGGUUUAACAGGGAGUUCAAUAACUGCUCCUGGUAGUCAUGCAGCACUAGUGACAGAGUCUGCUCCUGGUAGUGGUUAUGUUACUGGUUCUCAUGUGGGACCAGCUGAGCUUCAACAGCAGAGUUACGGAAUCUCGCAACCAGGACUGGGGCCAGGCCCCCAAACACUUCAGCCCCCGGGGCACAAUGGCGUGCACCAGGGUGUCACCAUGCAACAUGUAAAAUCUCCCAGCAUGCCUCCUUCUACGCAGUCUCAGCAGUUCUAUCCCGGUCAACAGACGCAACAGCCUGGUCACAGCAUUCCCUCUAUGAUACAGUCAAAUCAACCAGACUACAGACAGCAACAUCAGCCUUCAGGGUCCACAUCACAGACCCUGUCAGUGACCUCUCACCCUGUAGGGGCCCCUCACAGCCAGGGCCCAUCACCUGUCAUGACCCCGGCUGCCGCAGGCACUCUUAUCCCGGGGCUUGGAAACCAGCCUGCGGAAACCCCAGGGCCUGUGGGCAUGAUGCAGCCAACGAAUAAGCCCACUCUGACUCACCAACAUUCAGGCACUGGGGUAGGGGUCGGGGCUGCGUUGCCAAGGCAGCCCGUUGGGCAGCACCAGCCCGCCACGUCCGCGCCCAUCACCCAGCACGGAGUGGUCUCUGGUGUGAAAAAUGUGCCUGCUGCUUUACCCAGUGCCUCAAACACGCCCCAGAGCAUGCCAAACCAGACCCAGGGUCCUGGCACGCAGGUCCAUCACAGCCAGCCCCGGUCGGGGUCCGUGGCAGGGCUUGGGGUGCAAGGUCUCCCCACCAGCUUCAGCCAACAACCCCCUGCUAUGGUCAAUCAGGCCGAGGAGAACCAGAGGAAGCCCGAUGCCCUACCUCAGCCCUCCGUUAUGGCAGGAAAAGAUGCCGCAAAACCCCUGAUUCCUGAAAGCCUGCAGCUCGCUACACCUGCUGUGAACAGCUUGUUUGGAAUAUCUAUCCCAGUUGAUGGGGAGGAGGACAGUGCCUCUGGAGCCAGUGUUGUGGCCAUCGACAACAAGAUAGAGCAGGCAAUGGAUCUGGUGAAAAGCCAUUUAAUGUAUGCAGUGCGGGAGGAGGUGGAGGUGUUGAAGGAGCAGAUUAAGGAGCUGUAUGAAAGGAACUCUGUGUUGGAGCGGGAGAACGCCGUGUUGAAAUCACUGGCCAACAGCGAACAGCUCGGUCAGCUGUCCGCCCAGCUCAGCAACCCCGGUAACACGUCUCCCCAGCAGCAAGCCACGGGCAGCGCGGUCCCGCAGGACGCCAGUCAACCCGCGGUCCUGCCUCAGCAACCCAACGUCUCCUCAGCGUGAUG